Molecule: messenger RNA, 2414 nt
Organism: Microbotryum saponariae
Lineage: Eukaryota; Fungi; Basidiomycota; Microbotryomycetes; Microbotryales; Microbotryaceae
Source: the annotation of a GenBank genome assembly
AUGCUAGGAUUAAUGUGAGACGCUCGGCCACCGAAGCCGAGCUGUUACACAAUCCCCUGCACGCAGCCACGCUCAAUGAGCUCUGCGUGCUCCAAAAAAAGUACACGGAGCUCCUCACGAGGACGAGCGGGGCGUCGUCAACGUCGGCUGUGGACCAGGCCAGUCGAAUCACGUCCUCGAGCGCCCAACAAGGCUCAAACUCUUCAUUGUUCACGCUUCGCCGACGACCUCCCCACGUUAAGGCUGUCGUUCUUUGGACGCGGGAAGAGGCCAACGCCGAGAAGUCGGCGAACAUUGACGACACUGGCAUCGCCCCCAAGGCGAGGCCCAAAUUGCGUCUCGACUUCAUCCUCCGCAACGAAGACGGAGAAAUGAUUCUGAAAGUGCUCUCCCCCAAAAGGGCUCUCUACGAAAGUGAUCUGCGCCAGGGAAGGAGGGUGGUUACGAGGUUCAUCCAGUCGAAGUGGGAAGACGACACGAUCGACGUUCGCUCUCUCUACCUCAAGCAUCUACAAUCAGGUUAUUUCACUUCGAUCUUCGCGCCAGCAAUCUCAAUUCUUGAGUCUCUUGAACAUGUUGGCCCAUUCCUGGGUCUGUGCUCAUGCUCGUACAAGGCCGUCAUCUGGCUCGGCGAGAUCCUCGAGGGCAUUCGGAACGUGCAUCAGAACGAGAUUGUCCAAUACCUCGCCAACAACCCAAAGUUUCAACAUCCUGGACGCAAGCCAUCAUUCAAGAAGUUCAACAAGCAAGGAGCAGGUAACGCCAAUAAAUCGAUUCGCGCCAGCAGCAAUCAACAGGAGACGAAGGUAUGCCCGAACCAACACGAUCUGACUCAACAUGCCCACUUUCGAUGCGAGCUGAUUCAUCUUGCGUGCGCCACGAAUGCAGGACGACGGAUGGGCAGACACCUCGGAUGGCGAAGACGAGGAUCAAGGAGGAGACAAGGAGGACUCGGGAGAUGAUGAUCAGGAAACCGACGACGAGUGCUACAACGAAGCCGUAAGUCGGUUAGAGCCCUGACUCGAUCGUGAGAUGCCGCGCGUUGGCACGGGCGAGCGGCAUCUCUGACUUGGUGAUCUCGAAACCCCUUUUGACAGAGGCGCUUGGCCGACGAAGCGUACCCAACGGUGACGAGAGGUGAGCUUUCGAUCGUCUGCGGCCCGAGCGACACCGGAGUGCGACGCUCAAUCUUCGUUCCCUCUAACCUAUCCAGCUACGGCCGUCCCCAGUACGUUCACCUGCCCGACAAAGGUUUAAAGGCUGUCAGCAUUCAGGAAGCGUGGACGACUGACCGAGGCCUUACGCAACUACAGAGCGACUGAACAAGGUCGGCGAUUCUAGCGCGGGCGCUCUGGGCGACGACAUGGUUAAGCUGUUCGCACUUGCCAAUCAAUUGGCUACACACGACCGCAGGUUCGCAGCGGGCAAGGCCCACACCGAGCCAGAAAUCGUGGCCUUCCUCGAUAGGCUCGCCCAAUUCCAGAAAGACGUUGAGCUCCACGGUAUCGACCGCGACGACGAGGACAACGGCGGCAUACGAUUGGGACACAACAGGCUCGGGUUUGGUGCGUUGGCGGAAUUGAAACGAAACAUCGAAAAGUGGACGCAGUGGACGAUUGAGGAUGUGCUUGUCAAGGUGUGGAACUGCGCCGCCACAAUCGCUCGCAACAAUUUCGUCUACGAGACCUCGAGAAAGGGCAAAGGUUCGCUUGAGGGAAAAGGCGCGAAUGCUUCCCCUCAAGUCGUCGUCGGUUACGUCAUCGAUACGGUUAUGUGGGACAUCGUCCUGACCCUAACACUCACCAUUGAGGCGUCCCUCAAGCGAUACGAAGGUAAAGGGAAAGGUAGGCACGCAGGUUCGGAGGAGGAAGCCGGGGUCGAGGAGGUGGCCAUAGGUGCAACGGGUCACGGUGAAGUGAGUCGGCUCGCGGCAUGAACCCGAUCGGCAAUUCGUUUACUAAACCUUGCUUACUAUCCUAUGCCAUACACCGCUCAGGCCGUUGUAGGAAGCAAACGUGUGUCGAGCGCACUGGAGGCGGCCCCUCGGGCUCCGCCCGCGAAGAAGUCCAAGCGUGAGUCACUUCUUGCCGAAACUGCAUAUACAUCGAUUGACGCUGACACCGACCGUCCCGGAACAAAAAUUACAACCUCCCGGCCGGUGGUACUAGUUACGCUCGAUGCAACACUGCAAGAACUCGGCUCGGCCAUGGUCGGGCAACUCUCCAGGAAAAUGGCGGUGGACCUCGCCAAAAAACUCGGCGUCGUCUACACGGUGCCGCGAGGGGCGAAUGCGGAAACGACCUGCAGUGCCAUCGUGAGUGCUUGGUGCGGCGCAGAGCCGGGAGCUGGUACUGACUUGGUCAUCGGCCCAACAGAUCAAGGCUGCUGCCGAGCAAGUUCAAAGUUCGAAGUAG